UAAUGGAGUUUUGUUGUGUUUAUUAAUAAAAUAUUUUAUAUAUGUAGUUUACUGUCUGUUCUUUGUACUCAGACAUUUGCAAUGCAACACUGUAGUAUUUAAAAACCUACCAAGCACAAAUUCAAAUAUUUUAAACGCUCUAAACGUCAAAACUGAAAAAAAAGCGGAAGAGAAAAAGUAUAUUCGUAAAAAGCGGCAUUUAGAUAUAUAAUGUGAAUACAGUAAUCAUGGUUUAUGAAGCUAAAUUGAUACGCCUGGAUAAAAGUGGCGAAAAAGUUGAAGAAUAUAUUAUAAAUAAAAAAGAAUUUACAUUUGGUAAAUUUCCGUUUUGCGAUGUUUCUAUAGACGAUCCAAGAGUAGAGCGCGUCCAUUGUAAAUUAGUAAUAGACGCAUGGGAUCGGGUUAAUAUAAUUAAUUGUUCAAAUGAGCAUCCUAUAAAAAUCAACAAUGUAUCAAUUGAAGUGAAGAGACCUCUCCUACAUAAACAUGUUUUAGAUGUACUUGAAAACAAAUUUAUUUUUGAAUGUAAGCGCAGUGAUAGUGAAAACAAUUUUACAACACCUCAAAAGUCUGCUAAUGCUGAUAGGGCACCAAAUUCGUGUCCUGAUUUAAGGUUUUCUCAUCAUUACCCACGACGGUUUACUGUUCACAGUUUUUUUUAUUCCACGUAUACUGGUGAUGAUAUCGAGAAAAAGGAUACUAAUAAUGAAAAUAUAUCUCAAAUUAAUUCCUUAACCGAGGUGAACGAAAUAGAAAAGGACAAAAAAUGUAAUGUUGAUGAUAUAACUGAUAGCACAUGUAAUUUGUCUGGUUUAAAUUUACAUAAUGAUAUCGCAAAAAUAAUGGUUAUUGAUUCUACACCAGACAAAAAAUGUGAAAUAUUAAAACAAAAUAUUUGUUUAAAUUACUCAGACAUGAAGAUCACAUCAUUCUCUCCACGCAUUGCUGGAGUACAAAUAGAGAAAUCCUUUGUAGAUUUCAUAUCAUGCACUCCAAAAAGUACGUACAGCACACCUAAAGGCGUUAUGCCAAAGAUGUACAAAGCUAAUCAAAGUUUGAAAUAUGUGACUCCGAAUACUUCUAAAAAAAGGUAUUUACAAGAAGCACCAAAUUCACCUAUGUAUUUAGUAGAUUUCACAACUCCUAUUAAAUUCGCACCAAAAUCUCCGAUUCCUAAUUUAUUGAUUAAAUCUUGUAAUAAAAAAGAAACAUCUAAAUUAGAAAUGCCUAGCUGUAGUAAGCCAUCUAGUACGCCAAUAUAUCGAAAGAGUGUAUCAUUAGAUACUCCAAUAAGUGUGGAAUCUAGUGCUUCGUCAAUUAUAGAGAUAGAUGAUGAUUCUGAUGCUAUUAUAAAUAGUGCUAGUAAAACUCCAACCAAACGUUUUACUGCUAAACUAACAACACCCAAACGCUCUUCGCCAUCAUUAAUGAAGCGUAUAUUAUUAAAAAGCACACAAAAAUCUAAAGCAGGUUCUAUUUUGUCAAGAACUCCUACUACCCCAAAAUUACAUAAAUCGAUUACACCUCGUCGCCUUGCACAAAAUAGCCGACAAUAUGAAGUUAUGAGAGAUAAUUCACUUUCUUUAAUGUCUGAAGAACAAUUACAGAAAACAACACCUCAUAUUUUACAGAAAUUAAGUGGAACUAAAGAAUCUGACUUUGAUUUAAAGAAUAAAAAUAAUUUAACAAUUGAUUGUAAUAAUGGUAGCUCUAAAACUGAUUCGAUUGAUUCGAAUAUAGUAUCAGAGAAUUUUGGUGAAACUGUUGAAACUUCUGUUAAGAAUUUAAAUGAAACUUUCGACUUAAGUGCAAAAGACAACAUAAUGACAGAAAAAAAAAUUGAAAACGAUGUAGAAAACGAUAUAUGUUUGACGAAAGAAAACAAACACUCAAAUAGUAAAAUGGAAUUUCUGUUUGACGAAGAAUGCUUUAACGAAACUCAAAAAUUACAGACUAGUAAAGAUAACAUAGUUAGUAAAGAUAAUAUAGAUUGUAAGGAAGUAAACACCAGUGAAAAUAAUCGAAAUGAUCCAUUAAAUAAACGGCGCAUUGAAAGAAGAGUAUCUAUGCCUACAGAACUUGCAUCAAAGUGUACAAUUCAGUUUAGAAGAACUUCAUUGAAAUCAGAAAGUUUAAAUAAAACUCCCAUACGUAUAAGGUCGUUUAAAGCCUUGGAUACUGAAUUAAAAGAUCAAUACGUAGAAGAGAGUAUGGGCGCAAUUGUUGAAGAUUCAUAUACUGAAGAAACAAUUAUUAAAGAUAGUGCAAGUUCAGUUACAGUAAAAAAUGCAAGCAUUGGUAUGAAAAGUGAAAUCUCUAAUAUAGAAGAACUCAAAUCUAUGUUUGAUAAUAGACAAAAUGAACGCAUUUAUGAAGUUUUGGAUGAUUCUGAAUAUAACUAUGGUAAAGAAGUAUUAAAAUGUGAAGAUGAUGUAAGUGAAACGGAAUUUGAAGGUGUACAAGAAUUACUCGCUACGCCAAGAAUAAGCAGUACACCAAUUCCAAAGAAUAAUAAAACUGAUGAAACAUCCCAAGUUCUUUUAAAUUCUCCAACUGUAGAUGUUUUUAAAACACCACGAGGUAAAAAUUUGAUGAUGACCGUCACUCCUUCCAGUGAAAUGAUUAAGCAAAGCUUUGCUUCAAAAGAAUUUUUAAAUUGUACUGAAUAUAAUCUUAAUGAUAGCAAUGACAAAUUAGAAAAACUAUUCGAAAGUCCAGUGGCAUUAAAAUUUAAUAAUCAAGAUCUUACGGAAAAAUCGCAAAAUAUGUCGACAAAUCAGCAGGUUUCAGAAUACAGUACACCAGUUAGUAAUUCUAAGCUAGAUAAAAUCGAAGAAUCACCAUUUUCUUCUACAGACAUUAUCACUGAUUUGCCUGAAAUUGAAGUCCAAAAUUGGAUUAAAAAAAUUGAAGUUUCAAAUUUGGAUGAGGAACUUAUCGAUGAUGCGUCUAGACUUCACAAAAGAAAUGUAAGCCUAAAAUCAUCUAUUGAGCAUAGUUUAUCAAUUGAUCCACUGCAUUUAUCUGUAAAUAAAAGUGGUAACACGAUGAAAACUACUGAAAUUAGUGAUCCUUUAAGUCUGUCAGUGGCAGAAGAACAAAAUUUAGAUUUGCUGACUUUAGAUGAAAGAUCAAUGACACCUAUAGAAUCAGAAAUGAGUGGUAUUCAUCUUUUAGAUGAAAGUGAAGAUUCUUUUUCAUUAAAGGUUAGCGAUACAGAAUCUGAAUUGCCAAUAUCACAAAAUUCGAAAAUGAAUAAAAUAGAGGAAUUAAAAUCGAAUGAAACAUUUGAAGCUUUGGUUUUAAGCGAUACAGACAGCGACUUAGCUGAUAUAGAUAAUGAAGACGAAUACCUUAAUUUGAAAAAGUCAAAUUUUACCACCUCUGCAGUAAAAAAAGUUCUAACCAAAAAAACAGAUACUGAAAAACAUCUUGAAUCACCAAAAACAUCCGGUUUUGCAGUUGACAUUAAGAGUAGUGAACAAUCAAAAAUUUCCUAUGAGUACAAUGAUAUGAGUUUGAUGGCAAAUGAAGAUUUAGAAAAUAAAACGAAAAAAAUCAAUGCAUCAAUAGAUAUAAAAACCAUUAAGGUGCCGCUUAAUAUGGAGGACGAUAUGAAAUCUUCUCUGCAAUUAGGAGUUAAUAGUGAUAACACAUCUUUUACGUCCCUCUUGGACGCAGAAAUUAUAGUUGAAUCCAACAUUCAAAGUGAAGAUUAUACAUUAGAUGCGUCGAAAUCUAAAGACGCAAUGUCUUCACAAUACCUAGAUAAUAGAAGUCAAGUAGAUUCGACAGUCCAGUCUAGUAAUGGAAGUGAAGACGCUAUUACAUUAAGUCUUUCAGAGGUCAAAGAUAGAUUCAAUAAUAGUCAAGUUUCUCCUAAAGUUGUAUUGGAAAAGACAGUUGAAUCAAACAUUGCUGCUGAAAAUGUUAAAUUGGAUGUUUCUAUUUGCAGUGAUAAAUUUAUUCCACAAUCUGAAGAAAAUAUGUCGCUAAAAUCCGUGUUGGAAAAAACAGUUGACUCCAACAUUGCAAAUAAAGAAUUAUUCAAAGAAUUUGAUUUAACUGAGUCAUAUGACAAGUCUACACUAAAAUACCAAGAUAAUAGACAUCAAAAGUCUUCUAAGUUUGUGAUAGAAUCCAAUAUUGAAACUGACAAUGAAAUUAUUUUAAAUGAAUGUGAUAAUAAUAAAUCUAUUCUAAAAUCACAAGAUAACACUAUUGAAAAGCCAACUGAAUUUGUGGCGGAAAACAUAGUCAAAUCAAAUAUGAGAAUCGAAAAUGCUGGUGUAACAGAUAUAUCUAAGUCUGAUAAAUCUACUUUACAAUCCCAAGGAAAUAAUGACACUACGUCUACUAAAUUUGUAAUGGAAAAGUCAAUUGAAUCCGUUAUUGAAAGUAAAGAGGCAAAUAUAUCAGAAUUAUCUGAUUCUGAUGAUAAAUUUAUUUCACAAUCAGAAGUCAAUGAUAAAAUCUCUUCUAAACUUGUCCUGGAGAAUAUAGUUGAAUCAGAUAUCGAAACAAGAGAUAUCAUUGGGGUAGAUGUAUCUUUUCUACAAUCUCAAGAUAUUGAUAAUGAAAGUUCUUCUAAAUGUUUUUUGCAAAAAACGGCUGAAUCUAAUAUUAAAAUAAACGAUGUUACUUCAACAGAUCCAGAAUCCCUACGAAGAGGAAAUGAAAUGGCUUCAAAAUAUGUCUUGGAAAAAACAAUGGACUUCAAUAUUGAAAGAAAAGAUGCAAAUGCAUCAAAUGUAUCUAAGUCUAAUGAGGAAAAUGACAUACAAUCUAAAGAUAAUAGUUAUGAAACGUGUUCUAAAAUUACAUUGGAUAUUAAAACUGAAUCUAUUAUUAAAGAAAAUGAUGGAACGUCGGAUAUAUCUGAGCUUGAUAAAUGUACUUCGAAAUCCCAAAGCAGUAGUGAUCAAAUGUUAAAAUUUGUGUUGAAAAAAACAGUUGAAACUGGAGAUGUAACUACAUUAGAAGCAUUUGGCUCUAAUAAUAAAAAUACUUUACAAUCUAAAGAUAAUAAUGAUGGAAUAUCUUCUAAACAUUUGUUCGAAAAAGCAGUUCAAUCAAAUAUUACGUCUGAAGAAACUAUUAAUUUAGAUGUAUCUGAGUCUGAUAAAUUUAUUCUUGAAUCGCAAUCAAAAACACUUUUAGAAAAAAAAGUUAAAUCAAAUAUUGAAGCGGGAAGCUCAAUUGUAUCAGAUGCACUUAAGCCUAAUAAUGAAAAUGACAUACAAUCUCAAGGCAAUAAUGAUGUGGAACCGUCUAAAUGUAUAAUGGAAAAAUCGACUGAAUCGAAUACUGAAAGUGAAGAUACAAUUAUAUUAGAAAUAACUGAGUCUACUGAUAAAUCCACUCUAAAAUCUCCAAAAAAUGGCGAUGAAGCUUCUUCUAAAUUUGUAACAGAAAAGUCAAUUGAAUCGAAUGAUGAAAGUGAAGAUAUAGUUAUAUUAGAAGUAUCUGGCUCUAUGAAUAAAUUUACUUCACAAUCCCAAGGUAAUGAUGAAUUAUUGUCUUCUAAACUUGCGGUGAAUAAAACAGUUGAAUCAAAUGUAGAAACGAAAGAUAUCAUUGAGUUUGAUGAAUCUUUAGGACAAUCUCAAGAUAAUGGAAAUGAAAUAUCUAGUAAAUUAGAAGAAACAGUUGAAUUGAAAACUGAAAGAAGAGAUGCAAUAGCAUUAGAAGUAAGUGAGUCUGAUAAAUCUAUGCUACAAUCCCAAUCAAUUAUCCUGUUUGAAGAAACAAUUGAAUUAAAUAUUGAAAGAAGAGAUGGAAUUGCAUUAGAUGUAUCUGGUUCUAAUAAUGAAAAUGACAUACAAUCUGAAGAUAAUAGCAAUAAAAUCUGUUCUACGAUUGCAUUGGAUAAUACAAAUGAAUCCAAUAGUGAAAUCAAUACAUUUGAAACAAAAGUGGAAACAAGGGACAACAUUGGGUUAGAUGUACCUGUAGUACAAUCUGAAGAUAAUAAUGAUGGAAUGUGUUCUAAAUUUUUAUUGGGACGAACUGUAUUACAUAAUACUGAAAGUGAAGAUACAAUUGCACUAGAAGUAUUUGACUCUAAUAAUAAAAAUACUUUACAAUCUAAAGAUAAUAAUGAUGGAAUAUCUUCUAAACAUUUGUUCGAAAAAGCAGUUCAACCAAAUAUUACGUCUAAAGAAACUAAUAAUUUAGAUGUAUCUGAGACAGAUAAAUUUAUUCUUGCAUCGCAAUCAAAAUCACUUUUAGAAAAAAAAGAUGAAUCAAAUAUUGAAGCGGGAAGCGCAUUUGUAUCAGAUGCACUUGAGCCUAAUAAUGAAAAUGACAUACAAUCUCAAGGCAAUAAUGAUGUGGGACCUUCUAAAUGUAUAAUGGAAAAGUCAAUUGAAUCGAAUACUGAAAAUGCAGACACAAUUAUAUUAGAAGUAUCUAACUCUACAGAUAAAUCUACUCUACAAUCUCAAGAUAAUAAUGAAAGAAUGUUUUGUAGUUUUGAAAUGGAUAAAUCAAUUGAAUCCGAUACUAAAAAUGGAGAUGCAAUUAAAUUAGAAGUAUCUGACAUUACGGUUAAUAAUGAUAAAAUGUCUUCUAUAUAUGCAAAGGGGAAAUCAAUUGAACUCAAUACUGAAAGUAGAGAUGCAAUUAUAUUAAAAGUAUCUGACUGUAACGAUAAAUCUAGUCUACAAGCUCAAGAUAAUAUUGAUGGAAUGUCUUCUAAUUUUGUAAUGGAAAAGUCAAUUGAAUCGAAUACUAAAAGUGGAGAUGCAAUUAUAUUAGAAGAAUGUGACUCUACAAGUAAAUCUACUUUACAAUCCCAAGGCAAUGAUGAAUUAUUGUCUUCUAAACUUACGGUGAAUAAUAAAGUUGAAUCAAACUUGGAAACGAAAAAUACCAUUGGGGUAGGUGAAUCUAUGGAAAAAUCCCAAGAUAAUACAAAUGAAAUAUCUAGUAAAUUAGUGUCUAGUAAAUUGGAAGAAACAGAUGAAUUAAAUAUUGAAAGAAAAGAUGCAAUAGCAUUAGAAGUAUUUGAGUCUGAUAAAUCCAUGCUACAAUCCCAAUCAACAAUCCUGUUUGAAGAAACAGUUGAAUUAAAUAUUGAAAGAGGAGAUGCAAUUGCAUCAAAUGCGUCUGGAUCUAAUUAUGAAAAUGACAUACAAUCUGAAGACAAUAGCAAUAAAAUCUCUUCUACAAUUGCAUUGGAUAAUGCAAAUGAAUCCAAUAUUGAAAUCACUACAUUGGAACUAAAUGUGGAAACAAGGGACAACAUUGAAUUAAAUGUGGCUUUAAUACAAUCGCAAAGUAAUGGGAAUAAAAUAUUAAACAAAUGUGAAAUGGAAAAGACCCUGAAAUCCAAUAUUAAAGAAAAUUCUAGUGCAUCGGAAGUAUGUGAGUUUGAGAAAUCAACUCCACAAACCCAAAGCAAUAGUAAUCAAAUUAUGUUCAAAAAAAAUGUUGAAUACAAUAUUGAAGGUGGAGAUUCAAUUACUUUAAAUACAUUUGACUCUAAUGAUAAAGGUGCUACUACAUUUGAUGUAUCUGAAUUGAAAAAUAUAUCUACUGUAGAUCACCAAAAUCAUAGUCAUGAAAUAUCUCCUAAAUUGGUGCCAGAGACAGCAGUUGAGUCGAAUAUUCAAGAUGCGACUGAGUCACUUAUAUCUGAAUCGAUUAAUAAAUUUACACUGACACAGGAAAAUAACAUGAAUGAAAAGUGUUCUAUAUUCGGUUUGGAAGAGACAGUUCAACCAAAUACUAGAGGUGAAAAAUGUAGUUCACUAUCUAAAGAUGAUAGCGAUCAAAAGUAUGGAGAAUUAGUGUUGAAAGUAACAGUUGAAUCUAAUAAUGAAAGGGAAGAAGAGUCUAAUGCUACAUCAACUUUGCAAUCCCAAGAUAAUAUUGCACAAAAGUCCAGUGAUUUUAUUUUAGAAAAUACAGUCUCGUUUAAUAUUGAAGCCAAUAUUGAUAAGUCUACUGAUAGUUUUGAUGCACUUACAAUAAUAAGUAAAACUGAUAACACUGAUAAAAAAAAAGAAAUAGACGCUAAUAAGGUACAUAAAGUAUGUGACGAAUUCCUUACAGUGGCGACUGAAACGCAAAGAAAAAAAUCCGUAAACGAAAACAUAAAUGACAGUAAAGAUAUUAUAAAAGCUGCACCAAGACGUGGAAGAAGGAAAUUAGUAGUACAAGAUGAACCAGAACCGAAAGAAAUUUUACAAAAGAAAAUUACAAAAAUAAUAAAACCAAUUUCGAAACUUAAUGAAUUUGUUCAUAACAAUAAAGAAACAGUAAACAAUCAAGAAGAUAUUCCAGAAGAAAAUAAGAAUAAGACUGUAGGGAAAUCUCGAAGAGGAAGAAAACGAGCAAUAAAUUAUGCAGAACCUUAUAUAUCUCCAUCUAAAGAUAUUGAGGUCAGUCCAACUUCUAAAAAUAUUGAAAAACUAUCGGUAAAUAAAUUGAAAGAGGAUGAACUUGAGACUUCUCUAAAAAAUAUCGAAGUUAUGUAUAACGCGACAGCAAGCAAAACUGCGAAAGAAAAGUCAACCAUUUCUGCCACAAAGGGACGGAUUGAUAAAAACGCUGUGGAAGAAGAAAUUAAAGAACCAGAUCAAAUUUCUACAUCUCGACGUGGUACCAAAAGAAAACCAAUGAUAGUAACUAAUAUGGACGAUAUUCCAAGUUCAUCUCAACUUUUCGAAGAAAUUGCAGUUACUAAAAUGUUAAUUAAUGUUGAAAAUGACCAUGAUACGGUUAAUGCAGAAAUAUCUACACAUAGUAAUAAACGUGGAAAAAGGCAGGACAUUCAUAAGAAGAAACAAGAUGAAAUUGUAAUUUUUACGGAACAGGAUAUUUCUCAAAUGCCGACAACAUCAAAACGAGGUAGGACGAAGAAAAAAGAUAUGGAGGAAAAAAUUAUUGCAGGAGAUGAGAAAAUGAAAACUGUUGAGAGUUUAACUGUUAACAAAAGACACAGCCAUGACAAACAGGAAGCAGAGAUUUCAAAAAGACCAAAAUUAUCUACAGGUGGAGAUAUAGAACUAGAAGAUAAAAUAAAUAUUACUAAAGAUACAACUUCUACUACUAAACGCGGGAGAAGGAAGGUUGUCUAUCAAAAAGAUUCCGGAAAUGUCAGUAUUCAUCAAGAUAAGACUGAUAUUUUCUUAAAUAUUGAAAGCAGCUCAACACAUUUACCAAGCAAACGUAAAAUUAUUGAAAUUGAAGAGCCUAUGGUAGCGACUAAAGAAGUGGAAAAUUCCUUAAAUACCAAUAAUCCCGCAAAACGAUCACAUAGAAAUAAAAAAGUAAUUGACAAAGAUAUGCCUGAAUCAGCACAGUCCGAAGGAGAUGUAUUAUCAAAAGUAGAUGCUAAAAAUGAAUUAAAAGAUAAAUCGGUGAAUUCAAAAGCAACGAAUACGAAUAUGGAAACAGUACUCAAAAAAGUUAACAAUCUUAAGGAGCAUAAUGCCGAAAUUGAAGAAGUUGAUAAACAACAACAAACAAGCUUGAAUGAUAUAGCAACAGCAAUAGCAACCAGUAAGGAUUCUAAUCUUAUUGUAAAGGAACACAUAAAAACUCGUAAUGGCCGAAAAGCCAUUUCUUCACAUAAUGAAGAAAGUAUUGCUAAAACAUCAAAAAAGUCAAAUAAACUAAAUACUUCAGAUAUUGACGAGCAAAGAAAGCGUAACGUACCCAGACGUGCGGCAACAGCUAAGAACUAUGAUGAAAGUUCAGACAUUGAAACAAAUAUAAAAAUAACUGACAGUGAAAAAACAAUAAAAACAGAAAUAGCUACUACUAGCAGAGGUAGAACUCGAAAACCAAUAGCACUUGUUCAAGAAUAUCUGGAAAAAGCACGUUCGAAAACUGACUCCCCUAAAAAAAUAGUACAACUAGAAGAAAAUCCUAUGAUAAAGAAUCAAAAUAAUGAAAGAGAAUUAAAAGCAACGGCAACAGUUGAUACAAUUAGUAACAAGCGGACUCGUAGUGCUAAAGCUGUAACAGAGACAAAUGUUAAAGAAUCUGCUAAUGAGAGAGUGGAUCGACAAAAAAUGACAAGUUCGAUUUUACUCACAGGAGAAGUUAUAUCAACACAUACUGAAAAUGAAAGUCCAAUGCGUAAAAGAGGACGAAAACCAACUGCUACAAAGACAAAUAUGAAAAAAAUGUCUACAGCUCCUACAGAAGCUAUAGUUGUAAAAGAAAUUCAAGAGAAAACAGAAGAAGCUAUUGAUAAACCAGAUCUUAAAAUAACUAGUAGAAAUGAGAAAGAUGACAAACAAAAAAUUAAAAGUUUAACUUUACCCACAGAAGACGUUAUAUCAACUCAUAUUGAAAAUGAGGGUCCCAUACGUAAAAGAGGACGAAAAGUAACUUCUGCGAAAACAAAGAUAGCGGAACCGUCUAUAACUCCAACAAAAUCUGAUGUUGUAGAAAAGAUUCACGAACAAACGGAACAAGUUAUCAAUAAAAAAAAAUCUACACGAAGUAAAAAAGUCAGUUUUGAACUUGAAACUCAAGAAGCGGUAAAAGUUAAGCGCACAACAACGCGUACAAAAAAGAAAUAAAUUCAUUAAACAAAUUCUUGAAAGUUUUUAUAUUAUUCAUAAAUUGUUAUUUAUAUGUUUUUAAUCUACCAUUGUUUUUUAGACUAUAUAAGUUUAAACUAAAAAGCCCUUUUUUAAAUAAAAAUUCCAU
This is a messenger RNA of Teleopsis dalmanni, 10671 nucleotides long. RefSeq lists its product as uncharacterized. The coding region runs from base 228 to 10541 and encodes 3437 amino acids. The record is from RefSeq and is a predicted model, not a curated record. Gene Ontology annotation, molecular function: protein binding. Lineage: Eukaryota; Metazoa; Arthropoda; Insecta; Diptera; Diopsidae. The transcript has 9 exons.